Octopus bimaculoides (California two-spot octopus) is the source of this 2108-nucleotide messenger RNA. RefSeq names its product myb-related protein A. The record is from RefSeq and is a predicted model, not a curated record. Gene Ontology annotation, biological process: regulation of DNA-templated transcription. Gene Ontology annotation, cellular component: nucleus. Gene Ontology annotation, molecular function: RNA polymerase II cis-regulatory region sequence-specific DNA binding; DNA-binding transcription factor activity, RNA polymerase II-specific. Lineage: Eukaryota; Metazoa; Mollusca; Cephalopoda; Octopoda; Octopodidae.
UUUUUUUUUUGCUUGUUUAGGAUAAUCUCCUGAGAGAGGUUGUUGGACAACAUGGACUUAAUGAUUGGAAAUUAAUUGCUGGCUACUUACCUGACCGUACAUGUGUACAGUGUCAACAUCGCUGGUUGAAAGUGUUGAACCCUGAACUAGUAAAGGGUCCAUGGACAAAAGAGGAAGAUGAGAAAGUUCUUCAGUUAGUGAAUGUAUAUGGUCCAAAACGUUGGACACAUAUUUCGAAACAGUUGAAGGGGAGAACAGGAAAGCAGUGUAGAGAAAGGUGGCACAAUCAUUUGAAUCCUGCUAUCAAGAAAACUGCUUGGACUGAAGAAGAAGACAGUAUAAUUUAUCGGUUGCAUAAAACUCAUGGAAAUCGUUGGGCUGAAAUUGCUAAGAAUUUACCUGGAAGAACAGAUAAUGCUAUUAAAAACCACUGGAAUUCAACCAUGAAGAAAAAAUAUGAAUCAAUUGAUGAUCAAAAAAGUAGCUGUCCUCUUGUUUAUAAUCAUCCUUACACACCAAGUACUUCAGAAAGUAUGACAAAUCUACACCCAGUAAGGCUUUUUAAAAACCAAGGCUCAAGAACUGGCCACAUAUUGAGAAAUCUAAAACCCAGUAGCUUAACACAUGUUAUGGACAAUUGUGAUAUCAGUUUAAAAGUACAGGCAACUCCAGAACCAGACACAAACAAGAAAAAUGUGGUUAUAUGUUCAUCUGAUACCAGUACUUGUGGUGAAGAUAUGGAUAGUGGACUCAUAGAUUUUAACUCAUUAGAUCUGAAUGAUGUGACAGAAGAUAAUCCGAGUGUGACACCUAAUAAAUUUACAGGUUUAAAUAAAAAAGCAGAUCUUCGGUUUGAUGGCAGAGCCAUUGAUAAAUUAAAGUCCCCAGGGCGUUUGAUACCAAUUGUUUCUAAAGUGGCUUCUAAACUUUCUACACCACCAACAAUACUUCGAAGAGGUAAACAUCAGAAAAAGCAAUCUUAUUCUGGAUCCUUAGCAUCUUAUCAUCAAAUUUGUGAUGAUAAAAUGAAAGAAGAAAUGAAUCAAUACCUUCCAAAGUCAAAAGAAAAGUGCAGGGAAUUUGAAUCCCCUCCUUUGGCUAGUUGUGAUUUGGGAAAAGAGUCCAGUUCUGAUUGUUACACACCUCAACAUAAGAAUGAUUCUCCUGUAGUACAUAAAAUAAUUCAUAUCAAAGAAGAACCUGCUGAAUCUACUGGGGAUUUUAUUGACAAUACCUCGGAAGAAAUUAAAAAAGAAGAAAUGGUUUUAGAUAAUGAUUUUGACUUUGAAAAUCUUAACCCUUUAUUAGGAUUGCAACGGAAAGAUGUCAACAGAACACCAAGUGUAACACCCAUAAAAAAUCUACCCUUUUCACCAUCACAGUUUCUGAAUAGUCCAGAUGCUUUCUUCAACCGGAAAGUGAUUUCAACUCCUGUUAAUUCAUUGACCCCUAAAUCACGGAUUAGCAAACCAGAUACUUUAAGUACACCCUAUUUGAAGUUGAAUGAAAUUGAGUGUAAAUCUCUUCAGAAGACUCCAGUAAUCUGUAGAGAUGUUUUAGAUACUAAACCACGUACACCAACACCAUUCAAAAAUGCCUUGGCAGAAGUGGAGAAGCGUAAUGGACCAAUUAAAUCUAAUGUCGAGCAUUUGGAUGAAUUAACAGAAAUAAUUAAAGAAGACACAGGAAUAUCUCCAGUUAAUCACAUUGAUGAAAAAGUAACACCUAUUUUUCAGAAGCGCAAAAGUAAAAUUGAGGUCUCUGAAGGAAGUAAAAGAGCACGUCAGUCAUUAAAUGCAAAAUGGCAUAGUUCUGCUGGUUUUGAUGAUACCUUUUCAUUAAUGUCACCUGAAACUCCAAGCAAGUCAUUAGUUAGUGAUGAUAGUUUACUCUUGUCACCUGCAUAUUUGAUGAAAGAAACUUUGGCUGAAGGACAACUGGAAGGUGUAUGCCGAUUGCCUAAAUCCCCUCCUUUGAUAAAGUCGAAAAGAAAUUUCAUUUCUGAGAUAGAUCAUUUUUAUGAACAUGCCUGUGGGAAAACGAAAGAUCAAAUUGAAAUGACAGAAUUAGCCAGAAGUUACACGAGAUAAAGAGAAGAAGAAAGAAAA